Molecule: messenger RNA, 3275 nt
Organism: Juglans microcarpa x Juglans regia
Lineage: Eukaryota; Viridiplantae; Streptophyta; Magnoliopsida; Fagales; Juglandaceae
Product: protein MEI2-like 5
Exons: 13
Coding region: 112-2694 (860 amino acids)
Molecular function (GO): RNA binding
Source: RefSeq, a predicted model, not a curated record
UUAUACGUCUUUCUCUUCUGUUAAGCUCUAGGGUUCGUUGACUUGGUAUAUCUUUGUGAUGUUGAUGCACACUUGACUUAAAUCUUUUUACUUAAGCGGAAAGGUGAUGCAAUGAAGCAGUUUUCAAACCAUUUAUCUUCAGGUACUACUAGGAUACCGACUAUAAAUAUCCCAAAAGAAGCAGGAGGUGAUGCAUGGGGCAUUUUGUCUGGAUCCAACACUUACUAUGGCUCAAGUGAUGCUAGCCUUUUUUCAAGCUCACUGCCUGUUCUUCCUCACGAAAAAUUUAAUUUGAAUGAAUCAGAACAUGGUUUUCAAUCUGUGGAAUACGUCCCGUCUGACCUAGAGAAACUACAACAAGAUGUGGAGGGCAUUGAUUCACUUGAAGAUCUUGAAACUCAUGCAAUUGGAAGCUUGCUUCCUGAUGAUGAGGAGGAGCUUUUAGCUGGCAUAAUGGAAGACUUUGACCUAAACGGGUUGCCUGGUUCACUGGAGGACUUGGAGUUGGAAGAGUAUGAUAUUUUUGACAGUGGAGGAGGUAUGGAAUUGGAAACUGAUCCACAAGAGAGCUUGAGCAUGGGUAUGUCAAAGCUUUUAUCUGAUGGUGUUGUUGGGAAUGGGAUGCCCCACUAUGCUAUUCCGAAUGGCGUGGGAACUGUUGCUGGAGAACACCCGUAUGGUGAACAUCCUUCCAGAACAUUAUUUGUUCGAAAUAUUAACAGUAAUGUUGAGGAUUCAGAGCUAAGUGCCCUCUUUGAGCAAUAUGGUGAUAUCAGAACUCUGUAUACUGCAUGUAAACAUAGGGGUUUUGUAAUGAUAUCGUAUUAUGAUAUCCGUGCCGCUCGAACUGCUAUGCGUGCCUUACAAAACAAGCCGCUAAGACGGAGGAAACUUGACAUUCACUUCUCAAUUCCAAAGGAUAAUCCAUCAGACAAGGAUAUUAAUCAAGGAACCUUGGUAGUUUUUAAUUUGGAUCCUUCUGUUUCAAAUGAAGAUCUCCGUCAAAUAUUUGGGGCUUACGGCGAGGUCAAAGAGAUAAGGGAAACACCACACAAGAGGCAUCAUAAAUUUAUUGAAUUUUAUGAUGUCAGAGCUGCAGAAGCAGCACUUAAGUCAUUAAAUAGGAGUGACAUAGCUGGUAAACGCAUAAAGCUUGAACCUAGUCGUCCUGGUGGAGCUCGUAGAAACUUGAUGUUGCAACUGAAUCAAGAGCUUGAACAAGAUGAAUCUCGAAGUUUUAGAGCUCCAGUGGGUUCUCCAAUUGCCAACUCUCCACCAGGUAACUGGGGGCAGUUUAAUGGCUCUAUUGAACAUAAUUCUAUGCAAACAGCCAGUAAAUCCCCUGUUUAUAGGAACCUGAGCCCAACAGCAGGCAAUCAUUUGCCUGGAUUGGCUUCAAUUCUGCACCCACAACUAUCAACCUCUGUGAAGGUUGCUCCCAUUGGCAAGGACCAAGGAAGGGGUAGCCAUGUAGAACAUAUGCUAAGCAGUACAAAUUCAGCUUAUGGGGCUACUUUGCAACAGUCACAUUCAUUUCCAGAGCCCAAGUCGACCCAGUACCAUCAAACAAUGACCUCUUUUGGCCCUUCAACUUCAAAUGGAUCUGGCAUUGAAACAUUAUCUGGGCAGCAGUUUCUUUGGGGAAGUCCGAAUCCAUACUCAGAGCACACCAGUUCUUUAGCUUGGUCAAGACCAUCUAUGGGACUUCCUUUUACAUCUACUGGAAAUGGCCCUGCCUUUCAAUACUCAGGUCGGCAUUCCUCUUUGCUCGGCUCAUCCCAGCCACAUCACCAUCAUCACGUUGGGUCUGCUCCAACUGGUGCUCCUUUUGAGAGGCAUUUUGGUUUCUUCCCAGAGUCACCAGAAACAUCAUUAAUGAGUACUGUUGCUUAUGGAGGUUUGGGUUUGGGCCCUAGUGAUGGAAAUUUUAUGGUGAAUAUGGGUGCUCGUGCUGCAAUUAACCCUGGCAUUAAUAUACCUGGGAGCAUGUCUGAAAAUGGCUCAUCAAGUUUCAGGAUUCGGUCCUCCCAAAGGCUUAGCCCUGUGUUCUUAGGUAAUGGCCCAUUCCCAGGAAUGCCACCUUCCAGCAUGGAUAGUUUGGCUGAGCGUGGGCGGAGCAGAAGGGUUGAGAACCAGGUUGAUAGCAAGAAACAAUUUCAGCUUGACUUAGAUAAGAUUAAAAGUGGGGAAGACACCCGAACAACUUUAAUGAUAAAAAAUAUCCCAAAUAAAUACACCUCGAAAAUGUUGCUAGCUGCUAUUGAUGAAAAUCACAGGGGUACUUAUGAUUUCCUCUAUCUGCCGAUUGAUUUCAAGAAUAAAUGUAACGUGGGCUAUGCAUUUAUCAAUAUGCUAUCUCCUUCUCACAUAAUUCCGUUCUAUGAGGCAUUUAAUGGAAAGAAGUGGGAGAAGUUUAAUAGUGAGAAAGUUGCUUCCUUGGCAUAUGCUCGAAUCCAGGGAAAGGCAGCCCUUGUGACCCACUUCCAGAAUUCAAGCUUGAUGAAUGAAGAUAAGCGGUGUCGACCAAUUCUCUUUCACUCAGAGGGUUCAGAUGUUGGUGAUCAGAUCAUCCAGGAACAUCUUCUCUCCAACAGUUUGAACAUCCAGGUCCCCAAAACAAAUGAUUCCCACUUGGGCAAUUCUUCAGGAAGCCUGACGAAGGAUGGCUCCGGUGAGGAGCCAGAAAGUUGUUGACAGUUUCCUGUGCAGAUUGCACUUGGCCACACUGAUGGUCGCUGUGAAUGCUAACUUUUGCGUAUAUAAUCAAGUGUAUAAAGUUCUAGGAAGAAAUGAAUCCCAGACAAGAAGAAAAAGAAAAGAGGCAAGGAGGUUUUGUAUGGAAGUACUUUCCUAAUUUUGUUUAGAGAGCUUUGGAAGAAGCUGUAGCCUGUAGGAGCAUUUUGGUGAUGUGCGAUGCAGAUAACUGGCUUGAUAUUAAAAGGGAGGAGCAAAGGGGAAAGCAUGAGCGAACUCAAUUAUCUGAGCUGGCAAAUGCAAGUACCAGUUUGUGCCAUGAUGAUUUCUCCUAAGACCUCUGCUCUUUUCAUUUUGUUGACAUUUGUUGCCGGAUAACUUAUUCAUCUGCAAAUAUGAUGUUUAUAUGGGUAAAUGUGCAGGAGCUACUUCUUUCUUUUUUUUUUUUUCUAAUGGUUGGCAAUUUAGCAUGGGCUACAAAAUUGUAUAGUUGGGGAGGGAGUUCAAUCUUUUUAUGUAUUUGGUUUUCUUGAAGUGGAAAUCCGGAUGUUGUAUCAGUAUGUGGAACAUGACAUUGUACA